Mauremys mutica (yellowpond turtle) is the source of this 2310-nucleotide messenger RNA. RefSeq names its product nuclear factor 7, ovary-like. The transcript is spliced from 4 exons. The coding region runs from base 1 to 792 and encodes 263 amino acids. Gene Ontology annotation, molecular function: protein binding. Lineage: Eukaryota; Metazoa; Chordata; Testudines; Geoemydidae. The record is from RefSeq and is a predicted model, not a curated record.
AUGGCAUUGCGAGCCCAGAGGUUCCAUGAGUGGCAGUAUACGGAGGACAAGACACCCCGAUCACAAUUGUUUGACCUGAUCCACCUGACCCGGAAAUGGCUGCGCCGUCAGGCCCUCAGCUCUGAGAAGAUGAUGGUUGUCCUGGUACUGGACCGACAAAGCAGUCACACAGCUAGAUUUCAUGAGGGCUCAGAGCUACAUGGUUCCUGUCACCCUGGAUCCAGAUUCAAACACCCCAAGCUCACCAUCCCUAAGGAUGGCCGAAGAAUCCAACAUGACCCUGCCUCCCUAGAGCUGGCUACCCCAUCUGGGGCCCUGGUUGCUGUGGGGAGGGAAGGAUUUGUGGCCAGGAAGGUUCAUGAUGGGGAGGGAGAGGCUUGCUGGGGUUACUGGGAGGUAGAGGUGGGGGACAGUCAGGACUGGGAGCUGGGGGUGCUGAGUGAGUCUGUGAAGGACAGAGUGAGACAGGAGAGGCUGGAGAGACUCCCUGAGGGGGGGUGCUGGGCUCUGCGGAGAUCUGGGAAGCAGUAUUUCCCCGGGGAGGCCGACACUGUGAUCCAGAGCUGGGGUGUGACACCGACAGUGGUUGGGGUGUAUCUGGAUCUAGAAGUGGGGAGUCUCUCAUUCUAUAGUGUCAGUUCAAUGGCCCUUAUCCUGGAGAUUCCUGUGGAAGGUUCUGAGAGAUUGUUCCCAUUCCUCAGCACUGGUCAUGCUGCAGGGAAGGACCAGGGGAAACCCCUCAGCAUCUGCCCCCCCCAGCAACUGGGAUUUCCUCCAAAAAUUAGGAGUUAGUGGGUCUGUUUAGUCAGGGAGAUUCCAGAGUCCCUGCACAGACCCCUGCCCUGAAUGAGAGGGAAGGGGAAGAAAACAACACAGGACCUGCCACAGGAAAAACAGACCCAUCGCCUGGACAGCACCCAGCCCCCGCAGACAAGGAAGUGGAAAAAAACAGGGCAAGGCCAUUUGUGGGAGAACAUUUCCAAAAGCUCCUGCCCACAAAACAGAGGACUGGGGAUAAAACAGAGCAGGAGCAUCAACAACCGGAAACACCCCCCAGACAGAAGGGGAAAAAGAACAGCCAAACCCUCCACGUCUGAAACCCACCUGCCGAACUCCUCCCAAGGGGCAAAGGGAAUCAUGAAAGAAAAACACUAAGAACUUGAAUCCAGAAUGGUCUCUGGAUCUGACUCUUCUCCCAGGCCUACCAGGGCCAGGAAAUGUUUUUGGGGAAUCAGACACAAAUGCUGACACCUGGGAAAGAACCCAGGGCCUCCCAGAGGAUUCAGGGGGCCUGGGGCAAAGCAAUUUCGGGGGUCCCGUCCAUAAAAAAAAGUUGCAAUACUAUAGAAUACUAUAUUAUCGUGGGGGCCCCUGCAGGGCCUGGGGCCUGGAGCAAAUUGCCCCACUUCCCCCACCCCCAGGGCGGCCCUGAAAGAACCUCGCUCUAAUGGGAAAGUGGGGAAAUGGCGACACAUCAAAUGUUUCCUUCCCACCCCAAACUCAAAAGAGAAUCACAGCAAUUCAUGAUAACGCUUUAAACCAAUCCCCUGUUAAAUCAGAAUGUUUAACAGGACUGUUAAAUGUAGGAAAUUCAAUACACACUGGUUGGUCAGGGGAUGCAGCGGGGAAGGGUCUCACAGUAGCACUGACUCACUCUCAUUGCAGACACACACUCACUGCUCCUGCCAGCCUCAGGCAGUGCAAGUGGGUGACCGAAUCUGUGUAUCAGACUGGAUUGUGUUAGCCUCACACUGAGCAUCACCCCGAGGGCUGAACCCCGCCCCCUGCCCAAACCCGGAGUCCUCCCCUGGGCUCUAGCAGGGCUGGCUGGCUGGUCUCACUGGGAGCAGGGACGAUGGACGAUGCUGCAGAAGCUUCUCAUGGAACAAGAACAUGGGGAAGUUCAGAAAUCGUUGGAAAUUGCAGUGAGGGGGCUGUGGUGUAGGAGGGGAACAGGCUGUCAGUGGCAGCAUUGCCAAGGCCCAUGAUAAAGCCCCAGCUCCUGGAGUCCUGGGUUUGAGGGAGAAUCUCAGCUUUGGUUUAAAACAAAUAAAAGUAAGUUUCUAGCCUGUGGCUGUGGUGUGGAGCUGUAAAGUGUGACCCCAAUGCCCUGUGUGCUGUGUCUAGCUUUGCUGCUGGGUGUGCUGCAUUUAAACCCUAUGGCCUGGCUGUCAGUUUACUGCAGGUUGUGAUGGGACCUAGCAGUGAAUGGAGGGCAGGGAGCCCUGGGCAGCGCUGCCCAAAGAAGCUGAAUCUACAAUCAAUGAAAGGUGUAAGAGCAAUGAGCUGGCUGAACCAGACAGCGCUCUC